Molecule: messenger RNA, 2732 nt
Organism: Sinocyclocheilus grahami
Lineage: Eukaryota; Metazoa; Chordata; Actinopteri; Cypriniformes; Cyprinidae
Product: transmembrane protein 115-like
Exons: 3
Coding region: 529-1614 (361 amino acids)
Biological process (GO): retrograde vesicle-mediated transport, Golgi to endoplasmic reticulum
Cellular component (GO): membrane; Golgi apparatus
Source: RefSeq, a predicted model, not a curated record
UUCCCAGCAGUCAAUGCCGUAAACGACACGCCCAGUCGCAAAGCUGGACGGUGACGUUUGCAAAUCUGAUGUUUGUGCUUUGUGGGUGUUUGCUGGAAACGCCACAUUCUCAAACCACAAAACACAAGCUUAAUUCAGAAGAAAUGGCGACGUUAGGAUAUUAAAAAGACAAGCUGGGACGUUUGUCUCGGAUUCACGCUUACUGGCUUCAAACCUGCUACCUGGAGGCCUGUUGUGAGAGGAAAUCCCCGGACUGAACUGCGACUCCAGGCCGGUCUGAGAGGACAUGCCACCGGAGAGAAAGCUGUUCAUAGCUCGCCUUUCUUCGCGUAUUUUACCCAUAUAACAAACGGCAAGUGCCUGAACUAAGACCAAAAGACUUAUAUAAGACAUGAAACUGUCUAACUGACAUGAAAAUGUGUUCAUGUAGAUCGAGGAGGUGAGGUUUAUGGAGUGUUAGCAGACGGUGCUGAUAAACAGGCUUGCCAUUUCUGGAGCGUUUACAACUGAGGACUCGAAUCCAUCAGAAUGAACCGUUACCUGCCAGUGGCACGGCAGCACUUUCUGAGUGCACUCGCGAGCACGAGCGUAGUGGUUAAGUCCAUAUGUGCCACAGUGAUCCUGCUGUACCUGAUCUCCUGGGCUGCUAACACCCCUUACCUGCUUGGCGUCACACCUGGCUUCCUUUUCCCACCAAACUUCUGGAUUUGGACGCUUCUGACCCAUGCGGUGGUGGAGCAGCAUAUUCUCGGCAUGGUGGUGAACAUUGCUACUGUGAUGGUUGCCGGACGGCUUUUGGAGCCAUUAUGGGGAGCGCUGGAGCUGCUGAUCUUCUUCGCCGUGGUAAAUGUAGCAGCCGGUCUCCUAUCUGCACUGUCUUAUCUUCUCACCUAUUCUGCGACCUUUGACCUGGACUACCUGUUUGCCGUACGGGUGUAUGGCGCACCCGCUUUUCUGGGGGGUGUUCUUGUUGCUCUGAAGCAGACUGCAGGAGAUACCACAGUGCUUCGAGUUCCUCAAGUACGCUUGAAAGCCGCCCCGGCACUAGCCUUGCUAGCAAUAGCCGUACUGCGGCUAGCAGGGCUACUGGACACUUCAGCUCCGCUAGCAGCAUGCGGGUACAGUGCUCUGUCCGGGUGGGUUUACCUGCGCUUCUACCAGAGGCACCCUAGGGGGCGUGGAGACAUGUCGGACCACUUUGCCUUCGCCUCGUUCUUCCCAGAGGCGCUCCAGCCGGCAGUUGGCUUUGCAGCUGGGCUUGUGCAUGCUGCCCUUGUGAAGAUGAAAGUUUGCCGUAAGAUGGUGAAGCGAUACGAUGUCGGGGCUCCGUCCUCCAUCACCAUCAGCCUACCAGGCACAGACCCACAAGACGCAGAAAGACGGAGGCAACUGGCGUUGAAAGCUCUGAAUGAGCGUCUGAAGCAUGUGGAAGACCAGUCAGCUUGGCCCAGCAUGGAAGAUGAGGAGGAUGAUGAAGAUGAGGAGGUGCGAACGGACACUCCUCUCCUUUCAAGCCGAGAGACUUUGCCACCAGCACCCAGCACCACACAAAAUCCUACGGGACAACAGGAGUCCAGCAUCAUAAGUUUUGAAGAUGCUCCGACCCAUUCAUAACACACAAUUCUCCUUUUUGUCCUGCAGAGUUCACUUUACCCUUACAGUCACAAAUGCUACUGGAGACAUCUCACACACACACACACACAUUAUCUUGGGAUGUUUUACAUACACAAACGAGGAGUUGCCACCAAAUGAACACAUUACCCAAACGAAAUGACAAAGACAUACAAGCUCAGUUUUUCAGCUCUAUAAAACCCCUGGACUAGUCUGACACACAACAUCUGCAGUGUUCCAGUACUUUUGCUUUGUAAAAACAAUAUCUUCUCUCUCACUGGCCUCUUGUGUAAGGUUUUUUGGGAAGUACCGUUUCUGAAUAAAUGCUCUAAUGGUUGAUGGGAUUCAGUUUUUUAAAUGCAUGGAAGACUCUACAAAUGUUUAUGGGUUGCCUCUUUUUUAUUUUUUUUUGGUCUUGUAUCAGGAAAAAAGGCAAGAUUCCUUAUAUUUGAGUAGAUGUGAUUUUUUUUUGUUUUUACUGAUGUUAACAGCAUCAAAAGAAUGUCUGGAACAUCAAGGGCGGGAUUGCUAAAGAUGAAGAAUGUUUAUGCAAAAUUGAACUUUUCAAAGAAAGCGUGAUCUCUAAUUUAAGGUUCUGCUCUCAUUGAUGAUGCGGCUCUUUGGUUUCCUUUUCAGUCAUUUUGAUUUCAUAGGUGGUGGCAUAGCGAGGAGAGAUUACAUACAUUCAUUUUAUAUGAAUGGAUUAAAUACAGUAAUUUCAAAGAUUUUUUCGUUCAGAAUAGUUUUAAAUGAUAAUAGCAAUACAGAAUCUGAUUCUGUCCCGUUGUACCCUUUUUCUCAUCUGUACUUUAAUGAUCUGUCUUGAUGUGUUGGCUUUGAUAAGAGUGCUGCACUCUAAAUUAUGAGCUUGCAUAAUGGACCUGUUUUUAUAAAACACAGAUUGUCUACACAAUGUGACUUGAGUUUCAUUUAAUGCAUAUUCUUCUCUGGAGAUUUUUGAUUAGGGUUCCUGAAAUGUUCACUAAUAUUUUAUAACCUCUUUUUCUUUGCAGUUUUUAAUUGUUUAUCUGUUUUCUCGUGGUUUCUAGGUGUCUGUCUUGAUGCUUCUCUCACAGUCUUAUUCUCUGAUUAUUUCAACCCAGUUUUUUUUAUCUCUCUCC